Messenger RNA from Diaporthe batatas, 2571 nucleotides. RefSeq lists its product as uncharacterized. Bases 109 to 1632 code for a protein of 507 amino acids. Gene Ontology annotation, molecular function: protein binding. NCBI's taxonomy places the organism in Eukaryota, Fungi, Ascomycota, Sordariomycetes, Diaporthales, Diaporthaceae. The record is from RefSeq and is a predicted model, not a curated record. The transcript has 4 exons.
CCCAGACCCAACCCAGACCCAACAUUGUGGUUAUGGCCCAGGUCGCCCUAGCAAACCCCUUCCCCUUUACCUGCAUUUGUUUAUCCUCGACCGGCAGGUUCCGUGGUCAUGGCGACCCUCAGCAUCGACGCACUCCCUACGGAGAUGCUCUCUCACAUCUUCAGCUUCCUCGACGGCCCGGCCCCUUCUGACGAGCGCCUGCACGACCAGCCCCAUGCCCAUAUGCUCAAGGAAGCCGACCUCUCGGCCCAGAGCCUCAAAAAUAUCUCCCUUGUUAAUAAGCAAUGGCGAGCCACAGUGCUCCCCCUUCUAUUCCGGAAUGCGAUUUGCUACUUGGACCAGUCCGACCUGUCUCUCGUGGAUCUCGAACAGUCCAGCGGCCCUCACUCGCUGACACCCCUGCUGUCCUUCGUACGAGACAACAACCUCACCCCAUACGUGAAAUCGCUUACCCUCGUCGUGGUAAAGAGCACGAGGGUGAGGUCCACCGGUGUCGGCGGCGUUGAUUUAACCCACGCGGGAGAUGGCGAAUACAGCCCAGAUCCGUUUGGUCCGCUGAGCCGAGGUGGUCGAGAGAGAGAUAUGGUUUUCAACGAGGACUCAAACUGGCUCUGGAACCUGAUCUUCGACCUGGUCGACCCUCUUCGCUUCACCAUCAUUGCAUCGCCACGCACACUAGCAUCACUGCUGGCCAGGAUGCUCUUCCUCGGUGACGCCUGGAGUUUUUACCAGUCUCACCACGUUUUAUCCUUGUCACGUAAUUCAGAAACGGCCGUGAGCCCCAACAGGGAACUCGAAGUUGGUUCUUCGGAGCAAGCAGGAGUCAGAGAGCAGUCCUCUUUGGCGUCCGCCCCGGUCGCCCGCCAGGCCAGACGCAUACCAUGCUUCCUCUUUACCAUCCGCCCUUGGGACGCUCUCCUACUCAAUGAGGGCUCUUCAACCCGCGUUUAUAAGACGUAUGAGUACUAUCACAGACGCCCGCCAUCCAUGCUCGGCGCUCUCCUCGGGGCCGAGGAAUUCCCCAACGACGAGCCCCUGAUCCCUUCUACGAUCCGCGAUCUCAGCUAUGUCGGUAUCUUUCCAUUGUCGACGCAUUUCAACACCUUGGUGCAGAAUCUCCCACGAGUCGACCGGCUCUUUGUGCAGCUUGUACCGCGGAAUGACAUCCUUAAAGACAAGAAGGAGAUGGAGCACUUGGAUAUGGACGACCUGUGGGCUGAGCGUAAUACGAGCUAUAGCAAGAUCAUGCCCAAGUUGUUUGAUAGCUCCAGCUCCGCAGGUAACUGGCGCUAUCUUCAGGUCUUCGAGUCAGGAGAUGCAGCGGACCGCGAGAGUUGGGAUAUGGCGGUGGAAUACGUUAGACACUUCGGCACUGAAUGGAGAGUUGAGAGUGAAGGUGUCUUCGUGAAGCGACAACCAAGGGAAGACGAAACUGACGCAUCUGCCAUGGGGGCAUCACAUGCUCAUGGCGAUGGCGGGGACCUCGGCGGAGAUUCUGGCAGUGAUGAGGAUCACCCUGAAGGGCCCGGCCCGGUGUUUUUCCGAGGUGCUCUCCGCCGCUUUGCCUUCACAGGGGUCACUAUGCUGCCUUUGAGCAGUGUGUGGCUGUAUCGUCAGCAGACGGAGCCAUAGGAGGAUUUCGUCGAGUCUAUCGUGGCCUUCCAGACCCGAGUUGAUGACCAGUUCUGGUCCAUGUCUUCUUGAGUACCCGAGGACUUUCUCGUGGCGCUGGAGUCUAAUCUUCCGCAGCCAAAUGCGGACCGAGAGGCAUCAUUGAUGGCCGAGGAUGGAUAUCCUUGAAUAGUGAGUGAAUGACUCCUGGUCACUAGCCUACCCUGACGCGGUUGCCGUGGAGUGACCUCGAAGGACAUGAGCUAUAAGAGGACAUCUUGUAUCCAUAAGAGAAAGAACAAAUGCCCACAGCCACCAUUGCCUUGAACGAGCAUACAAGCCCAUCAAAACACAGUUGGCAUCAUUACCUCCCCAGUCGAUGUUUGGGAGUUUUAUUGCUGCAGAAGUGGCAUAAAUCGCGGCCAGGAACCGACAGGUUUUGCAUUGGAAACAUGCCAGAACGCUCGUCAAAGCUACCUCCCACUACAUUUCCGAUUUUGAAUCAAACGCGUCCGGCCGCUUUCAGCUUCUUUCCCACUACUACUACUCCUUUACAAUAGUGGAGCCUCUUCAGUCUUCUGCCCAAGCCCUCUGAUCUAAGUGCCUGCAUGAAGUUGGGUCAGAGGUCAACGAUCAACGAUCAACGUGGUCAAUACUUGCAAUCUAGUAGUACUACAUACCUAGGUAGUAGCAUAGUAGGCACCAUGAUUUUUAUGAAGUGUGAAAUGACCAAUGGCAGGGUCUGCCAUGAAGAUGACACAGGAUUUCCGACCCCAUGGGGUCAUGCGCCAAGGGUCUUUACUGGUUGGGUCACAACGGUGCUACUGUGUACGUUCCGAGUGAGGCGGCCGUGCCGCACCCCUGAAGGCAGACACUUAUAGACGCACGAAGCCAGUAAAGGCAGGUCCUCCCGGCGAUAGGAGCUGGCCAUCACAGACCUCUUGCUGGCUGAUGCAGUGC